This is a messenger RNA of Callithrix jacchus (white-tufted-ear marmoset), 4060 nucleotides long. RefSeq names its product guanine nucleotide-binding protein G(s) subunit alpha. Gene Ontology annotation, cellular component: cytoplasm; heterotrimeric G-protein complex. NCBI's taxonomy places the organism in Eukaryota, Metazoa, Chordata, Mammalia, Primates, Cebidae. Gene Ontology annotation, molecular function: ionotropic glutamate receptor binding; GTP binding; mu-type opioid receptor binding. Gene Ontology annotation, biological process: sensory perception of chemical stimulus; adenylate cyclase-activating dopamine receptor signaling pathway. The record is from RefSeq and is a predicted model, not a curated record.
AAGACUCCAAAUCAGUCGGAGAGAGGAGUGGAAGGAGCCAAAACAUCCCUGCGAGGCCUGCGCUCAUCAGCCCCCUUACCCAAAGUCCUGGGCUGCUGGUGCCGGGAGCAGGCUCCUGGAGCCGGAGCCAGCUUGGCACUGGAACCGGCGUCCUCUGGUGGCAGAGAGAGAGCGCUACUGGCGAUUUUCGGACCGAAUCGGCACGCUCGUCAGAUCCAAGCAGGCGGGACUGGCCUGGAGCAGAAAGAAAAAGAGAGGAGGGUAUAAGGACAGACCAAGGAAGAGGGGCUGGAGGUGCAGCCUAAGGGGAUAAAAAGUGGCCUGGAAGGAACCAAGACUCCACCAGUAACAAUUGGGUUGCUUCAGCCUCGGUCUAGGGUUCCAGGCCCUGAACCCCCCAACCUCACAAGGGUUGGAAAGUGAGGCUGGAGAACUUUCCAGCUGGUACUUUGAUUUUUUUCUAAAAUUUUUUUUUCACCCUAGUUCGGUUGGGUGCUCCGUCCUACGGAGCCCCAAACUUAUUUUAAGAAGCCGCCACCGUGUUAUGGGCGUGCGCAACUGCCUCGACGGCAAUAAUAUGUCAGGACAACACGAUAUCUCCCCUGAAAUCGGGGAACAGCCCGAGCAACCACCUUUGGAGGCCCCAGGGGCAGCUGCCCCCGGUGCUGGGCCUAGCCCAGCCGAAGAGAUGGAGACCGAACCGCCUUACAGCGAGCCCAUCCCCCUCGAGAAUGACGGCGAGGCCUGUGGAACCCCAGUGGUCUCCAGGCCCAACUUUCAGGUUCUCAGUCCGCCCUUCAAGGAAGCUGGAGCCCAUGGAAGCUACAGCCCACCUCCCGAGGAAGCCAUGCCCUUCGAGGUCGAACAGCCCAGCUUGGGAGGCUUCUGGCCCACACUGGAGCAGCCUGGAUCCCCCAGUGGGGCCCAGACAGGCCUUGAGGCCUUCGGCUCAGCACUCAUGGAGCCUGGAGCCUUCGGUGGUGGCAGACCAGGUGUGGGAGGAUACAGCCCUCCACCAGAAGAAGCUAUGCCCUUUGAAUUUGACCAGCCUGCCCAGAGAGGCUGCAGUCAACCUCUCUUACAGGUCCCAGACCUUGCUCCAGGAGGCCCAGGUGCUGCAGGGGUCCCCAGAGCUCCUCCCGAGGAGCCCCAAGCCCUCAAGCCUCCAAAGGCUGGCUCCGGAGGAGGCUAUAGCCCUCCCCCUGAGGAGACUAUGCCAUUUGAGCUUGAUGGAGAAGGCUUUGGGGAAGACAGCCCACCCCCGGGGCUUUCCCGAGUCAUCGCACAAGUCGACGACGGCGGUGGCCAGUUUGCGGCAGUCGCGGUCUCGAGUGCGGUCCGCCUCACUCCCGCCGCGAAUGCGCCUCCCCUCUGGGUCCCAGGAACCAUCGGCAGCCCAUCCCGAGAGGCUGUCAGACCUCCUAACUUCACCAGCAGCAGCCCCCCGAUGGAGAUCUCCGGACCCCCACUUGAGAUUGGCAGCGCCCCCGCUGGGGUCGACGACGCUCCCGUCAACAUGGACAGCCCCCCAAUCGCGCUUGACGGCCCGCCCAUCAAGGUCUCCGGAGCCCCAGAUAAGAGAGAGCGAGCAGAGAGACCCCCAGUUGAGGAGGAAGCAGCCGAGAUGGAAGGAGGCACAGCCACCGAUGCCACGGAGGGAGGAAAAGUCCCCUCUCCGGGGGACAGAUCCCCUGCCGCCGGGGCAGCCUCAGCGGAUCCCGCAGCCAGGGCGGCCCCUGCAGCCCCAGCCGAUCCCGACUCCCGGGCAGCCCCAGCCGAUCCCGACUCCGGGACAGCCCCAGGCAGUCCCGACUCCCGGGAAGCCCCAGCCGAUCCCGACUCCGGGACAGCCCCAGCCGAUCCCGACUCUGGGGCAGCCCCAGCCGAUCCCGACUCUGGGGCAGCCCCUGACGCCCCAGCCGAUCCAGAUGCCGGGGCAGCCCCUGACGCCCCAGCCGAUCCUGACUCCCGGGCAGCCCCUGACGCUCCCGGCGCCCCUGCGGCUGCUGAGACCGGGGCAGCCCCUGUCGCCCCAGCUGCGCCUGACGCUGGGGCCCCAGCUGCCCCAGCCGCUCCUGCCGCCCGGGCAGCCCCAGCAGCCCGGGCAGCCUCUGCAGCCCCUGCCUCCGGGGCCAGACGCAAGCUCCAUCUCCUUAGACCCCCCAGCCCCGAAAUCCAGGCUGCCGAUCCGCCUACUCCACGGCCUACUCGCGCGUCUGCCUGGCGGGGCAAGUCCGAGCGCAGCCGCGGCCGCCACGGGUACUACGAUGAAGGGGCGGCCAGCAGCGACGAUGACUCCAGCGGAGACGAGUCCGACGAUGGGACCUUCGGAUGCAUCCGCUGGUUUCAGCAUCGGCGAAACCGCCGCCGCCGAAAGCCCCGGCGCAACUUACUCCGCAACUUCCUCAUGCAAGCCUUCGGGGGCUGCUUCGGUCGAUCUGAGAGUCCCCAGCCCAAAGCUUCACGCUCCCCCAAGGUCAAGAAGGUACCCCUGGCGGAGAAACGCAGACAGAUGCGCAAAGAAGCCCUGGAGAAGCGGGCCCAGAAGCGUGCAGAGAAGAAACGCAGCAAGCUCAUCGACAAGCAACUCCAGGACGAAAAGAUGGGCUACAUGUGUACGCACCGCCUGCUGCUUCUAGGUGCUGGAGAAUCUGGUAAAAGCACCAUUGUGAAGCAGAUGAGGAUCCUGCAUGUUAAUGGGUUUAAUGGAGAGGGCGGCGAAGAGGACCCGCAGGCUGCAAGGAGCAACAGCGAUGGUGAGAAGGCAACCAAAGUGCAGGACAUCAAAAACAACCUGAAAGAGGCAAUCGAAACCAUUGUGGCCGCCAUGAGCAACCUGGUACCCCCUGUGGAGCUGGCCAACCCUGAGAACCAGUUCAGAGUGGACUACAUUCUGAGUGUGAUGAACGUGCCUGACUUCGACUUCCCUCCUGAAUUCUAUGAGCAUGCCAAGGCUCUGUGGGAGGAUGAAGGAGUGCGUGCCUGCUACGAACGCUCCAACGAGUACCAGCUGAUUGACUGUGCCCAGUACUUCCUGGACAAGAUCGAUGUGAUCAAGCAGGCCGACUAUGUGCCGAGCGACCAGGACCUGCUUCGCUGCCGCGUCCUGACUUCUGGAAUCUUUGAGACCAAGUUCCAGGUGGACAAAGUCAACUUCCACAUGUUUGAUGUGGGUGGCCAGCGUGACGAGCGCCGCAAGUGGAUCCAGUGCUUCAACGAUGUGACUGCCAUCAUCUUCGUGGUGGCCAGCAGCAGCUACAACAUGGUCAUCCGGGAGGACAACCAGACCAACCGCCUGCAGGAGGCUCUGAACCUCUUCAAGAGCAUCUGGAACAACAGAUGGCUGCGUACCAUCUCUGUGAUCCUGUUCCUCAACAAGCAAGAUCUGCUCGCUGAGAAAGUCCUUGCUGGGAAAUCGAAGAUUGAGGACUACUUUCCAGAAUUCGCUCGCUACACUACUCCUGAGGAUGCUACUCCCGAGCCCGGAGAGGACCCACGCGUGACCCGGGCCAAGUACUUCAUUCGAGAUGAGUUUCUGAGGAUCAGCACUGCCAGUGGGGAUGGGCGCCACUACUGCUACCCUCACUUCACCUGCGCUGUGGACACUGAGAACAUCCGCCGUGUGUUCAACGACUGCCGUGACAUCAUCCAGCGCAUGCACCUUCGCCAGUACGAGCUGCUCUAAGAAGGGAACCCCCAAAUUUAAUUAAAGCCUUAAGCACAAUUAAUUAAAAGUGAAACGUAAUUGUACAAGCAGUUAAUCACCCACCAUAGGGCAUGAUUAACAAAGCAACCUUUCCUUUCCCCUGAGUGAUUUUGCGAAACCCCCUUUUCCUUCAGCUUGCUUAGAUGUUCCAAAUUUAGAAAGCUUAAGGCGGCCUACUGAAAAAGAAAAAGGAAAAAAAAGGCCACAAAAGUUCCCUCUCACUUUCAGUAAAAAUAAAUAAAAUAACAGCAGCAAACAAACAGAAACAAAAUGAAAUAAAAGAAACAAAUGAAAUAAAUAUUGUGUUGUGCAGCAUUAAAAAAAUCAAAAUAAAAAUUAAAUGUGAGCAAAGAA